CAGACUAUAAAAUUUGUUAACAGCGUUAAAAUAAGCUUCUCUGCUACUUGGGGUUACGAAUCCUAAAACCCUAAAUCUCCGAUCCACGCCAUGAGAGGCGCUCUCUUCAGAAAUGCCUCUCUCUGCGCUCGCAGAAUCAUCCUUUCUCCUCGGAUACCCCAUCAACGCUCCACCUACGUUCCCUUCCUCGCUCCAAUCGCCGCUCCGGCUCCUUUCAAAUUCAGAUUUUUCUCCUCCGAAUCCGACUCGCCCGGCGAGAACAACUCGACUAAUCCUCCUGAGUCUUCUCCCGUAGAUUCAUCCGAUAAGAAAGAUCUAGUUGUCGAGGAUGUUAGCACCAAAGAGUUUAAAGCCCGUAUAGAGAAGUAUUUCAAUGAGGGUGAUGAAGAUGCGUUGCCCGGAGUUAUUGAAGCACUUCUGCAGAGAAGACUUGCUGACAAACACGCAGAGACUGAUGAUGAGUUGUUAGAAAAAAUCGAGAGUCUACCUUUCAAAGAUGAUGUGAAGGAUGAAGAUUUUGAAUCUGAUUUCGAGGAAGCACAUUCGACUGACGACGAACUCGAAGAUUUGUACAACUCUCCCGAGUAUGUAGCGGAGAAGAUGAGGAAGAAUGAGUUUUUCAACAUGGACGAUAAGAAGUGGGAUGACAUGAUUAGAGAAGGGAUUCAACAUGGUUGUCUUACUGAUACUAAGGAAUGCGAGGAGAUUCUUGAGGAUAUGCUCAAAUGGGACCAGCUUCUUCCUGAUGAAUUGAAGAAAAAAGUUGAAGUAAAGUUUAAUGAGCUCGGGGAUAUGUGUGAAAGAGGUGAGCUUGAGCCCGAAGCAGCUUAUGAGCUUUUUAAGGAAUUCGAAGAUGAGAUGGUAGUUCAGUAUGGAGAUCAAAUGGAAGCUGAGGGUCCUCCCCAAUUUGGUGAAACGGAUGCUUCCGAUAGGAAUACCGACUUGGAUGAUCCUCCCGGUAAAGGCCCAAUCCUCAGGUGGCAAUCGAGGAUAGUUUUUGCUCCUGGAGGCGAUGCAUGGCAUCCAAAGAACAGGAAAGUUAAAAUGUCUGUUACAGUGAAAGAGCUCGGGCUUUCAAAGCAUCAGGCUCGAAGGCUAAGGGAACUUGUGGGGAAAAGAUACCAUUCGGGAAAAGACGAGCUUACAAUCACCAGUGAGAGAUUUGAACACCGAGAGGAAAAUAGGAAAGACUGCUUGAGAACUCUUUACGGUUUGAUAGAGGAAUCUGCGAAAGCGAACAAGAUUGCUGAGGACAUAAGAACAUCAUAUGUAAAACAGAGACUCCAAGCCAAUCCAGCUUUCAUGCAGAAACUACAAGCGAAGAUGAUAAGGUCUAAAGAAUCAGUUGCCAUCAACGCCUGAAAAAACCUUUUCCCGUUGAGCUCCUUUCUUCUUGUCUCACCAAAUAAUCUAUAGGAUCGUCUUUUUUUUGGCAAUCAAUUGAUCCGGUACGGGUUUAGGAUCCAUGAAGAAUCUUUGAUGGUAGCUCCUAUUUUAGUUUAUCUCAUGAAGACAUGAACCGUGGCUGUGUGCUGUUGGUGUCGAUUAGGAGCCCAUGAGACUUGGUCAAUGCUUUCUUAGAAUUAUGAAUCUCUUCGAAGAUUAAAGGUUUCAAUAUGGGAUUUGGAUAUGCUUACAUUGGUUAAGAAUGAAAAUGACUCAAGAAAAAAAUAAAUUUUAGUAUAAUUUUUGUU
Molecule: messenger RNA, 1694 nt
Organism: Camelina sativa (false flax)
Lineage: Eukaryota; Viridiplantae; Streptophyta; Magnoliopsida; Brassicales; Brassicaceae
Biological process (GO): mitochondrial translation
Cellular component (GO): mitochondrial small ribosomal subunit
Molecular function (GO): structural constituent of ribosome
Source: RefSeq, a predicted model, not a curated record